Molecule: messenger RNA, 1761 nt
Organism: Priceomyces carsonii
Lineage: Eukaryota; Fungi; Ascomycota; Pichiomycetes; Serinales; Debaryomycetaceae
Product: ATP-dependent RNA helicase
Exons: 1
Coding region: 1-1761 (586 amino acids)
Biological process (GO): mitochondrial large ribosomal subunit assembly
Cellular component (GO): mitochondrion
Molecular function (GO): ATP binding; nucleic acid binding
Source: RefSeq, a predicted model, not a curated record
AUGCCCAUGCAUGCAAGAAGGGCUCUACCAUCUUUAGCUCGGCCACUAAAGGAGACUCUUUGUCCUAGGAAAGAUUACUUCUAUCGCUCUUAUGCAUUGAAGUCUUCGUCUACUUUUAAGAUUGGCCGCUCCAAAUCAUUAAAGCAGGAUAAAUAUGCUUUGGAAUCACCAACAGCUAGUAAUAAGGUUUUUGCAUUUGGAAACUUCUCAAGUUUACAGACUCCGACUGCGAAGGGGUUACAGCUGACUAACAACGUUCUUCAAAACAUAUCAUCAUUUGAUUCAUUGAAGAUUUUUCCAACUGUAAGAGCAGCUAUGAUCGAGGAAAUUAAAGAAGGUUACAAUUUGAAGAGCACAUAUAUCAAGGAUAAGAGUGAAAUAGAAUUAAAGCCGUCUCCUGUACAAAUUGCUGCUAUUAGAAAAAUUAAUCAAUCUCGAAGUAGAAGACUUUCAAAUGAAAAGCGUUCUGAGAAACGGCAAACUAGUAUUAUUGACGAGCUUGCCAAGAACAAUGAGCAAAACAGACUUAAGGUUUUUACCAUUGCUGCUGAGACCGGUUCAGGUAAGACAUGGGCGUAUUUGGCUCCUUUGUUGAGUAAAUUGAAGGAACAAGAUUUGGAAUCUUUCAGAACCUCAAGAAAAGCGUAUGAAGAAUUUAAAAAUGCCCCCCAAAUUCGUUCUUUAAUACUACUACCAACUCACGAGCUUGUUGAACAAGUUUAUGAGUGUGUAAGGAGAGCCUCAUUACUACCCUACAACUUAGAUCAGAUCAUUACUUCUAGUGUUUCAAAAGAUAAGGAUUAUGUGGAGUUUUUGAAUUUGCCUGAAAAUAAAGAGUCCUUGAACUUAUCAGUAUUAAAGUGGGGCUCUGGUGAUCCACAUACAAAGCUAUUCAAUGCCGCUAAUAAUAAAGUUGAUAUUUUGAUUACAACUCCAUCGAAAAUAAUUGGCUUGGCGAAGCUCAAUAAUGUGAGCCAUCCAUUUAAAUGCUUAAGCAGAAUUGAAUACUGUGUGGUAGAUGAAGCUGACACUCUUUUUGACAAAUCUUGGAUUGUUGAUACAACUUCUGUUAUUAAAAAAUUACGAGGAUGUAAGGAUCUUGUGUUUUGUUCUGCUACCAUACCGAAAGAAUUCAAAAAAACAAUGUCAAAUAUGUUUCCGGACAGUCAUUCAAUAAUCAAUAUUGUAACACCCCAGCUUCAUAAAAUACCGAAACAAAUUGUUUUAAAGGUUAUCGAUGCUCAGUUAUCUCCUUACAAUGGUUCCAAAACAAGGUGUUUAGCUCAGGCACUAUAUGCAAUUUAUAACGAUGGCACAGAAAAAGGCUUCGUUAAACGGAUUUUGGUUUUUGUGAAUGAAAAAAAGGAUGUGGAACCUUUGGUAAACGUUUUAAUCAACAAGUUCUCCUUUGAAGGGGGUGAUAUUAUUGGUGUAACGGGAAAGGAUUCAGCGACCGACAGGAUGGCUAAAAUUGAACCUUUUUUAAGACCAGCCGAAUUGUUGGAUUCCGAUGAAGAUCAAAGCAAAAUUAAGGUUUUGGUGACUACUGAUUUAUUAGCCAGGGGAUUAAAUUUUGUAGGUAUUAAAAAUGUCAUCUUGAUGGAUUUACCUAAUACGUCAGUUGAUUUGGUCCACAGAAUUGGUAGAACUGGAAGAAUGAGACAAUCUGGAAGAGUCUUUGUUAUUAUAGAUAAAAAAACCCGGAAAUCGUGGAUAAAGGGUCUUCCAAAUGCCAUCAAGAAAGGAAUGACAUUAGGAUAA